AUGCAUGUCUCUGAAGAGAAAUUAUCCGAAUUUCAUGAGCUCCUGAAAUUGUCAAAGAUCGGACCUGCGACAUGGUGGAAUCAGCACAAUGAUUGCCGCUUUGGAGUGUCUCGCGAGUGGCUAAGCCAGGCGAAAGAAAUAUGGCUUGAAGCGUUUGACUGGCGCCAACAAGAGGCGAGGAUCCAUAAGUUCCCCAACUUCAAGAUGACUGUUGAUGAUCCGGAGUCUGGGGAAAUUGAGGUGCAUUUCUUGGCUUUGUUCUCCUCGAAGACGGACGCUAUACCGUUCAUUUUCCUACAUGGAUUCCCGGGUUCAGUUUUCGAGCUUUUACCCAUGAUGGAGCUCCUUCUCGAUAAGUACACACCCGCAACUCUACCAUACCACGUCAUCGUACCAUCACUGCCAAAUUACGGACUAUCUGGCAGUCCUAGUAAGAACGUCGAGAUGACUUUGGAGCAGGCUGCGCGAAUCAUGCACCAGUUGAUGAUGGACCUUGGGUUCAGCGAGGGAUACGUUGCUCAGGGCGGCGAUCUCGGCAGUAUGUUAGCGAGGAUUAUGUCAACGAACCACAAAGAGUGUAAAGCUUUUCACGUCAAUAUGCUAACGCUGAAUCCCGGAGAAACUGCACCUUCGUCUGAUGGUGUGUCUGUUGAGGAGCUGCGGGAAAUGGAGCGAACUGAAACCUGGGCUCAGACUGGCUUGGCAUUUGCACUUGAGCAUGGCACUCGCCCUGCUACUGUUGGGCUGGCUAUUGCUUCCAAUCCGCUUUCUUUGCUGGCUUGGAUUGGCGAGAAGUUCCUUGAGUGGGUUGACCAACGAGAACCAUUGCCCCUCGAUACCAUCUUGGCUAUGGCAAGCUUCUAUUGGUUCACGGAUACGUUUCCUCGCAGCCUAUACCACGCAGAGGUCCUACAAACACUUCUCAAAGGAAAUCCCAUGCCAAUAUCGAAAGAAAAACCGCUUGGAUAUUCCCAAUUUUCGCGAGAUCUUGCCUUGCUUCCCAAAGCCUGGGCUUAUCAGCUUUACCCGAAUUUAGUAUUCUUUAAGGCACAUGAGAUGGGAGGGCAUUUUGCGAGGCUGGAGCAACCAAUGUUAUUCCUAGAGGACAUCGAGAACUUUUCCAAAUGUAUUCACGAAAUCUUUGCAUCUUCAUAA
Trichoderma breve is the source of this 1155-nucleotide messenger RNA. Its product is annotated as alpha/beta hydrolase fold domain-containing protein. Bases 1 to 1155 code for a protein of 384 amino acids. The transcript has 4 exons. Gene Ontology annotation, biological process: epoxide metabolic process. Gene Ontology annotation, molecular function: epoxide hydrolase activity. NCBI's taxonomy places the organism in Eukaryota, Fungi, Ascomycota, Sordariomycetes, Hypocreales, Hypocreaceae. The record is from RefSeq and is a predicted model, not a curated record.